Messenger RNA from Capsicum annuum, 486 nucleotides. RefSeq lists its product as uncharacterized. Lineage: Eukaryota; Viridiplantae; Streptophyta; Magnoliopsida; Solanales; Solanaceae. The record is from RefSeq and is a predicted model, not a curated record. The transcript has 2 exons. Gene Ontology annotation, molecular function: nucleic acid binding. The coding region runs from base 1 to 486 and encodes 161 amino acids.
AUGGCAUAUCAACCACAAAUAAAUAGAGUGGUUAAAGCUGCAAACAAGAAUAUCAAGAAAAGUUUGAGAAAUAUAGUGGGCGGUAAUACAGAAUGGCAUGAGAAGCUGCCAUAUGCUUUACUUAGAUAUCUCACCACGAUCAGAAAAUCCACUGGGGCAACUCCCUACAUGUUGGUUUAUGGUUCGGAAGCAGUAAUACUUGUAGAAGUGGAGAUACCUUCAUUGAGGAUCAUUCAGGAGGUUGGUCUAGACGAUGUUGAAUGGAUUCGUAGCAGGAUCGAGCAGUUAAUGCUAAUUGACGAGAAGAGAUUAGAUAUGAUAUUUCCUCACCAAGAUGAAGCCAAAGGGAAAUUUGAACCAAAUUGGCAAGGUCCCUAUAUAGUUCAUCGAGUACUCUCAGGGGGAGCAGUAAUUCUUGCAGAAAUGGAUGGCAUAGUAAGCACGAAGCUGAUCAAUUCAGAUGCCAUCAAGAAGUACAACAUUUGA